Molecule: messenger RNA, 1497 nt
Organism: Talaromyces marneffei
Lineage: Eukaryota; Fungi; Ascomycota; Eurotiomycetes; Eurotiales; Trichocomaceae
Exons: 4
Coding region: 1-1497 (498 amino acids)
Biological process (GO): proteasome-mediated ubiquitin-dependent protein catabolic process
Cellular component (GO): nucleus
Molecular function (GO): ubiquitin protein ligase activity; metal ion binding
Source: RefSeq, a predicted model, not a curated record
AUGGGUUCAACAUCGGCUAUGCCGCAUAUAUCGCAAGAGAAAGAAAACGAAAAAGAAAAACAGAGCUCAGUCAUGAUUGACUCGUCGGGACUAUUGCAAACACUUCAAGGCCACGUCGAAGAAGUUCGUGCACUUAUACAGUGUGGUAUAUGUGUUCGCCCACUAUACGAGCCGUAUACUUUGGGGUGUGGCCAUACCUUCUGCUAUGGAUGCCUCACAUCAUGGUUUAGCAGUGGGAGGUCGCACAAAACAUGUCCAGAUUGUAGAGCCCAAGUGAAGAUUCAACCGGCUCCUGCAUACUUGGUCAGAGCUAUCGUCCAAAUGUUUACUAGCAACGCAGAGCUUCUAGAAAAAGGCGAAACAACGGCAGAACACUCGAAGAAUCAGCGUGAGGAAGCGGAAAAACUCGAAGCGGACAAGACGAGCGACAAUCCCAAUACCGGUGGUCUAUUUCAGGGUUGCUUCAAACCGAAACCUCACCAUAUGGAUCCUAUUUACGAUGCCGAAGAUGGGGUUGCGAGGUGUCCAAACUGCGCCUGGGAGUUAGAAGAGGACGCCUGCAUGAAUUGUGGAUAUCAUGUCGAGGAUGGCACUAUUGACGACUCCGAUGACUUUUCGGAUAUGACGGACGAGGACGACGAAGAUGAUGAAGACGAUGAGGACAUGGAUGAUGACAUGACAGACUAUGACGGUGCAUGGCCGGACGACUAUCCACAUCCAUUACCAUUCCAUGUUGCGGCGCAGUUAUACGACGAAGGUCAUGAUUUUGACCACCAUCACUUUCAUCAUCAUCACCAUUACCCAUUGCACAAUCAUCGAUUCAUGCCGCCUGUCUGGAUAGGAAAUGAACGUUUUGAUCCUAUGGGCCAUAUGGAUGCCUCAUCAAUGACCCAUACAAGUGAGAAUGAGUCGGAAGAAGAAGACGAUAAUUCAGAGGAGUCCAGCAGUUCGGAGGAUUCCGACGACGGAGAGAUGGAUUCAUUCAUUGAUGACGGUUCCAUACAUUACGAGAACAGUGUGAACGGUGAAGGCGGAUACAAUACAGAUCAUUCUACGGUAGUAGGCGAUCGAAGCGACGAUAUUGAUCCGGGAACAGAUAGAGAUACAUCGAGUUCAGAAAGUACCGAUAUGCCAUCUUUCCCUGAAUUCGGUAUCAGGUCAGACCAUGACGGCGGAGACGAUGAGGAUGAGGACGAACCAAUUCGACCGGCACCAAUUCGAAGACCGGGCCAAAACGCUUUCUAUCGAAACAACCCCAUAUCAAGGGGUUCGUCCAGAACUGCAUCAAAUCUGUCAUCCGGGUUUCAGAACCGUUCAGCCAAUGGAGUAACCCGUAGAGCUGGGAUUUCUAGCUCUCACACAAGUGCAGCAUUAUCUCAAGCUCAGAAUCGUCCGGCUGCCGGGACAUCAUCUAAUAAUGCUAUAACCGUCGACGAUGACUCGGAAGAUGAAAUGCCAAUUCCGGCAACGAGGAGACCGAGAACCAACAGGCAUUGA